Messenger RNA from Ruditapes philippinarum (Manila clam), 522 nucleotides. RefSeq names its product complement C1q tumor necrosis factor-related protein 7-like. The record is from RefSeq and is a predicted model, not a curated record. Gene Ontology annotation, molecular function: protein binding. NCBI's taxonomy places the organism in Eukaryota, Metazoa, Mollusca, Bivalvia, Venerida, Veneridae. The transcript has 2 exons. The coding region runs from base 1 to 522 and encodes 173 amino acids.
AUGCCUCCAGCUGACAGACCUGUAAGGGAAGAAAACGAAAUGGAUGGCCAAUCCGGACCUCCGGUAGAUGUUGAUCUUCAUCAUCAAGAGGCUAAUAAAGAAACGGCUGUUACACCAACAAUUGCAUUUAAGGCAAGAUUAAAUGUAGAUACAGCAGUGACGAACGCUGGUCAGACCAUAGUGUUUCCAACAGUAAUUUUCAAUGAAGGAGACGCGUAUAACCCUAAUACAGGAAUGUUUACAGCAUCCGUCAGUGGUACAUACAUGUUCAGUUUAGCUUUCUGUGUCUACAGCAGCCGCUCGCUGGUUGUUGGUAUAAUGAUUGAAGGGACAAAAUACACAACGUCAAUGUUCUAUGGUGAUGGAAAUCACGAAUGUUUAUCUGCUGAUACUGUAGCAAUUGUGACCGCCGGACAGAAAAUAUGGGUUCAAGUACUACCAGGUGGUAAUACUGGUACAAUAUUAGACCAAGAUGCUAUGCGAUGGAAUACAUUUGCUGGUGCUUUGAUAAAUAAACGUUAG